Molecule: messenger RNA, 2906 nt
Organism: Calliphora vicina (urban bluebottle blowfly)
Lineage: Eukaryota; Metazoa; Arthropoda; Insecta; Diptera; Calliphoridae
Gene: cert
Product: ceramide transfer protein
Exons: 9
Coding region: 435-2297 (620 amino acids)
Biological process (GO): ER to Golgi ceramide transport
Molecular function (GO): lipid binding
Source: RefSeq, a predicted model, not a curated record
UAAAUUAAAGAUUAGGUUUUUUGUUUUAUUUUUGUAUUUGUUUUAAUUUAUAUUUAAAACGUUAACAACAACAACAAACAAUACACAACAAGUUAAGAUAACAAAUUUGUAAUAAUAUUUAUUAUUAAUUGUACUAUAUGGUGGAGUAUAAUAACUAAAGAUACGAAAAAAGCCAGCAAAUUACGUGGCCGUGAAUGUGUUCUAGCUUGUUUUUUUUUGUUGGUAUAAACUUCAGUUUUCCAACUUCUGUGCCAGAGUCAUAAAAAGAAGUAGACCAUUGCUCAGUCCGUUGUCCGUCAUUUAUAUAUUACAAUACGCUUAUGUGUUAGAGUAGUGUGUAUGUGUCUGAGCAAAGAAAACUUAAGUUGUGAAAAUUUUUAUGGUGUGUUUGCUAAAUUCAUAAACAAACAAAUAAACAAUCACAACAAAUAAUAAUGGAAUACAUUAAACAAUUAAAUGGUGGCGAAAUAGCCCCACCCCAAGUGGCGCCCACAGCAACACCUCAAGUUACCAUUGCUGAAUCGAACAAUACCGUUGUGGUCAAUGAUUCCGCCUCGCAAAGCGAAGAGUCCGAUUUGGAGUUCAUUGAUAAUAGCACCGUGGAGUUACGUGGUUAUCUAAGCAAAUGGACUAAUUAUAUUUAUGGCUGGCAACCGCGCUAUAUUGUUCUUAAAGAUGGCACAUUAUCCUAUUACAAAUCGGAAUCGGAAUCAGACUUUGGUUGUCGCGGUGCUAUAAGUCUAAGUAAAGCCACAAUUAAGCCUCAUGAAUCCGAUGAACUGCGCUUUGAUGUUGUGGUCAAUAAUUACAAUAAUUGGUGUUUACGAGCUGAAACACCCGAGGAUCGUAUGCACUGGGUGGAAGUAUUACGUAUGUACAAAGAGGACAGCACUAGUACGGAUACAACAUCAUUGCGACGUCAUGGUAGUACAAUGUCAUUGCAAUCAAAUACUGUCUCGGUGGCCAGUGGUAGCAGUUUGAAAAAAACCCAACGUAAUCUCAAGGAGAAAGUUGGCGAAAUUGAAACAUUCAAGGAUAUUUUAUUUGGACAAAUAGAAACCUUGCAAAGAUACUUUGAUGCAUGUGCGGAGGCAAAUAAAGGCACAGAUAUACCAUUAGAUUUGGGUGAUGGCUUGAAACCAAUUGAUUUUAAGGGUGAAUCUAUUACAUUUCGCGCUACUACAUCUGGUGUUUUAAGUACUUUGCAGCAUUGUUUGGAAAUUAUAGCGGAAAAUGAUGAGAUUUGGAAAAAGAAAUUGGAUAGAGAAAUUGAAAAGCGUAAAAAGAUUGAAGAUCAAAGUCGUAAAUAUAAAGAAGAAAUGGAAAAGUUGAAACGUAUUUCAUAUCCGGGACCUGAUUUGGAGGAAGGACCACAUUCCACCCUACCAGAAGAUGAAUUUUUCGAUGCCGUCGAAACUGGUUUGGACAAAAUUGAAGAGGACAUGCAAUUACGAGCCAAAUUAAAACUUCAAUCCCAGCAAUCACAAAAUUCCACACACAAUUCAAUACAUUUUGCACAGACCGAUGAUGAAGAGUGCAGUGCCGCAGAGGAGUUUGGUACCGGUGCCUUAGCAAAAACACACAAUUUAUGGCCAGAGAUUGAUAGAGUUUGUUUAGAACAGCUACAUCAUGCCCGCCAGGGUGUUGGCCAGGACGGCAAUGGUUGGCAAAUAUUUGCCGAUGAGGGUGAAAUCAAAAUGUAUAAACGCGAGGAGGAGGUAAAUGGCAUGGUGAUGGAUCCCUUGAAGGCUUAUCAUACGGUUAAAGGUGUAACGGCUAGAGAAAUGUGUCAUUAUUUCUUUAUGCCAGAAUUUCGCAAUGAAUGGGAAACUACCUUGGAAGAUUGUAUAAUUUUGGAAAAGAUCUCACCCGAUACAUUUUUGUUUUUACAAACUCACAAACGUAUUUGGCCAGCUAGUCAAAGAGAUGCACUAUUUUGGUCUCAUAUGCGCAAAAUUUCAGAUGGUCUAGAGGAGGGUUCCUACGACAACUGGAUGGUUUGUAAUAAUUCAACAGAAUAUUCAAAACAGGAGUCCAAGAAUGGCAAAUGUGUGCGAAUAUUUUUAACUGUUAUACUUGCCUGUCAAACCAUUUUGCCACCGGGUAAAACUAAAAAUGAUAAACUAAAUAGAAACGAUUUAACCUGUAAAGUUACCUAUUGUUCAGUGGUUAAUCCUGGUGGUUGGGCUCCUGCUUCAGCUUUACGCGCUGUUUACAAGCGUGAAUAUCCAAAGUUCCUUAAACGUUUUACCGGUUACGUGAUAGACCAGUGCAAAGAGAAACCCAUUAUGUUCUGAUAUUUGCCAUUUUCAUUAUUAUUAUUAUGAUUGUUAUAGUAAAGUAAUUUUAUAUAAUUAUUUAAACAAAAAAGAAAAAGAAAGAAACAAAAUUUAAAUGUAUGUAUAUUUUUUCUGUUUGUUUUAAAUUCAAAUUAAAAAUGUAAAAAAAAAAAUGUAAUUGUUGUGAAUAAGUUGGUAAAUUCUAAAUGUAAUUUAGAGGCAUGAAAAUUUAAUUUUCAUACCACAUAAUAUAUGUAUUUCUUAUUUACUUCAAAUAAUGCAAUUAAUUGUUUUAGUAAAAUUUGAACAAAAAUAAAAAAAUAACCAAAAGUUUUUGUUUUAUGUAGAGAAAUAUUAAAAAGAACUGUUGAAAUUAUAAAAAAACAAAAAAUAAAAAUAAAUGAUCAAAAUGUAAUGAUUUGUACUAAUGGAAAAAUAUUGCAAAUAUUGUUUCGCUAUUUUGAAACUAAUUAAGUUUUUAACUAAAUAUUUUGUAACGUAUACGUUUUUUGUAUAGUUUAUUUUUAUAAUUAUUAUUUAGUGUAAGUUUUUUUUUCACUUUAUGGAAGUUUUUAAAAGCACAUGAAAAAAUAUAUCAAAAUAAAGGCUUCAAAUAUUGUUUAUAUA